CAGCAUAUUUAAUUGCAACAGUUUGGGUAUUACGCACAGAAUUAUAGGAUUUAUGUUGGAACUGUUGUAUGCAGAAAAUCCGACUCUGCCACGAUUUGAUGAUGCCUGGUCCGUAUUACAGCUUUUAGCAUCGAAUGCCAUUAUGGAAAAUCAACUGGACAGCAUCCAGGACCAAUGUAGGAAUAUUGAUCGCAUUAUUCAUUACCUAGCAUACCUGUUGGAUAUUUUGCUCUCCGUAGCCAAAAGCGAAAAUGAACUCGAAAUGAUCAAAAUGUUCGUUCGAAAACUAAUCCACAAGGAUAUUCGAUGUGCCACAACCGGUGAAACAUUAUUGCAUCUGUCCGUUAAACGAGAUGGUUUUGAACAUCGAGUGCAUGGUCUCGGUUUCAAGCAUGUGUUCCGAAAUGGUAUCGUUACGAAGCUGUUGCUGGAAUGCGGGGCUCAUAUAGAUUCACCGGACUUGAACGGCGUUCGACCAUCGGAAUUACUGGUGAAAAAUUUGCAGAACGACAUCCCCGUGAAUAAAUUUAUCUCCCUCAAAUGUCUCUGUGCGAAUAGGAUCAUCAAAAUGGGAAUUUCCUACGAAGGAAUAGUGUCCCGCACCAUGGAGGCGUUCGUUCGUGAGCACCAAUGGCAGCGUGCCGAACACGUAUCUACUACAGAAACAAACAGACAGUUCAGACGAAACAGGACUUGUCAAGGAUUGGUGGACCACGAAACUGCAGAUCUGUAACCUAGGACCGGGCGGAUUGGUGCAUGAAUGUUAUGACAAAGAUCUAAUUUUAUAUAAUUAAACUACCCAGUGAAAAGAAAAAUCCAAGUUGUUGAAUUUUAUCAAAAGAAUUCUCAUCCAAUUCCGAAAAUGUG
This is a messenger RNA of Toxorhynchites rutilus septentrionalis, 867 nucleotides long. Its product is annotated as protein fem-1 homolog B-like. Bases 53 to 733 code for a protein of 226 amino acids. The transcript has 2 exons. Lineage: Eukaryota; Metazoa; Arthropoda; Insecta; Diptera; Culicidae. The record is from RefSeq and is a predicted model, not a curated record.